AUGAUACAGCAGAAACCACUAGCAGCAGAUCCGAAGCGUUUACAAGCAAUGCUGUUGAGACUACAACGGUACGAUGUGACAGUGAAGUACAAACAAGGAAAAGACGAGAUUUCGCAGGCUCCAGGAGGAAGUCUGGCAGUUUCAGAGGAAAGACGGAAACAGAUAAAGAAAGCGACAGCAAGAGAUGAGACUUCGACAGAGCUAACGGUGAUACUAGAGGGAUGGCCAGAAACAAAGCGCAAGAUAUCGAGUCUCAUAAAACCUUCCUAUGGUGCCAGAGAUGAAUUAGCAGUUCAGAAUGGACUAAUUUUUCGAGGAGAGAGACUUGUAGUUUCUCAGAGUAUGAGAGCGCUAAUGUUACAACGAAUACACUCAUCACACAUGAAGAUAAACAGCUGCAUACGAAGAGCCAAGGAUAACCUCUACUGGCCAGGCAUGAGUUCACAAGUCAAGGACAGAGUAGAAAGAUGCGAAACAUGUAGAAAGUUUGAGACUACGCAACAGAAAGAGAGUUUGAAACCACACUUCAUUCCAGAACGACCAUGGGUGAAGUUAGGAGCGGACUUGUGUAGUUUUGCUGAUCAUGAAUACCUUGUCAUUGCAGACUACUUAAGCAAUUUUAUAGACGUGGAAAGUCUAGAAAAGACAACAUCAGGUGCAGUGAUUCGAGCACUAAAGAAACAGUUUUCAAGACAUGGUAUUCCAAAUGAGCUUAUCACUGAUUAUGGCCCACAAUUCGUGUCUAAGGCGUUUGAGAAAUUUGCACAAAACUGGGAAUUCACACACACAACAUCAAGCCCAGAAUAUCCGAAGAGCAAUGGAAAGGCAGAGAGUGCGGUCAAAGUAGUGGUGCGCUAG
Corticium candelabrum is the source of this 858-nucleotide messenger RNA. RefSeq lists its product as uncharacterized. The transcript has 2 exons. The record is from RefSeq and is a predicted model, not a curated record. Gene Ontology annotation, molecular function: nucleic acid binding. Gene Ontology annotation, biological process: DNA integration. Lineage: Eukaryota; Metazoa; Porifera; Homoscleromorpha; Homosclerophorida; Plakinidae. The coding region runs from base 1 to 858 and encodes 285 amino acids.